This is a messenger RNA of Glycine soja, 1024 nucleotides long. RefSeq names its product alpha carbonic anhydrase 4-like. The record is from RefSeq and is a predicted model, not a curated record. Gene Ontology annotation, molecular function: zinc ion binding; carbonate dehydratase activity. The annotation marks the transcript as partial. NCBI's taxonomy places the organism in Eukaryota, Viridiplantae, Streptophyta, Magnoliopsida, Fabales, Fabaceae. The transcript is spliced from 6 exons.
ACAGAAGAUGAAGAAUAUACCUACGCUAUAGGAAGUAGCACAGGGCCAGAGAAUUGGUGGCGUAUCAACCAAAAAUGGAAAACAUGUGGGGAUGGAAAACUACAAUCUCCCAUUGAUCUGCUUGACCAAAGGGUUCAAGAGCUUCCUCAAUUGGGUAAACUUAAGAAAGCUUACAAAUCAGCUCCUGCUGUCCUAAAGAAUAGGGGUCAUGACAUCGUGCUGGAAUGGAAAGGAGAUGCAGGCCAGCUUAACAUAAAUGAAACUUACUAUAAUCUGAUUCAAUGUCAUUGGCAUACACCUUCAGAGCACACGUUGAAUGGAACAAAGUUUGACUUGGAACUGCAUGCAGUCCAUACAACCUCUAAAGGAGAGUUUGCUGUUAUUGGAAUAUUGUAUAAAAUUGGUUCUCCAGAUCCCUUUUUUUCAAAGCUGCUCAAUGACAUAAAAUCAAGUGUGGACAAGGAUAUAGAUGUAGGACUAAUCAACUCAAGAGAGAUCAAGUUUAAAAGCAGACCGUACUACAGAUAUGUUGGUUCUCUUACAACUCCAGCAUGCACUGAAGGUGUUGUUUGGACAAUUGUGAAGAAGGUCAGGACAGUCUCAAGCGAGCAAUUAAGUGCCUUGAAAGGAGCUGUUCAUCAUGGAUAUGAGGAAAAUGCAAGGCCAACGCAGGAACUUGGUGGAAGACAAGUUUGGUUAUAUGGACCUAUGGAGAAUGAAAAGCCUACUUAAAUAUUUGUAUAAAGAUGUGAAGGGAAGUAACUGCUUCUACACUUGGCAAUAAAGUAGAGUACGAAGUAUGUACAAAUAAAGGCUACAUGAGGGCACGAUCAAGCACCUGGAAUAAUGAUCUUUAUUAUGUUUUAAGUCGUGUUUUUGGUGUGCUUGUUUUUUAGUAUGUUGGCUUGAUUUGUUUGUGCUGGUAUAUAUGACAGAGUGAUAAUUUGUACUUUUGAGGAGGGAGAUGGUGUGACAAAAACAUGAAAAGGAGUUUUAUUGUUUAAAUUUAAAUGAAGUUUGUUGC